Plutella xylostella (diamondback moth) is the source of this 3217-nucleotide messenger RNA. RefSeq lists its product as uncharacterized. NCBI's taxonomy places the organism in Eukaryota, Metazoa, Arthropoda, Insecta, Lepidoptera, Plutellidae. The record is from RefSeq and is a predicted model, not a curated record.
UUUGAAUUUUAUCCUUUUUGGAAAACGACUUAUAUUUCUAUAUUUUUCCCUCAGGCGCUACUAACAGUCUUAUGCUGUUUGGCAGUCAACUCGGCAGCAGAGAACCAGAAACCAGUGAAUAGUUCAGUACCACUUCCUACAGACAAUGCCAGUGCGCCCAGUGCCCCCACGUUCCAGCUUCAACCGCUCCACAUAUUCCACCACCCCUUCAGGAUCUACGCCAGCGGGGCGCCCUACAGCAACCUGUUCAAUCUGAACACUCCAUACAGCCUGCCAACAAAACCUGGCUACACCAUCCCCGGACUCCAGGAGCCGCAAAAAGCCGCAUCGCACCUCGUUCCUGUGAAAGAAGAAGCAUUUGUUCUCCACUCGCAGAAUGGGUUCUUGAAGGACUCCUACGGGAACAAAUUUGUGGGCAAUCCGCAAACAGUGGCGUACAAGACAACGUUCCCACAGCAGUAUGUGAGGCUUCAGGACCUCCCCUUGCAUCUGUCUCAGCCGCUCGUGGCUGCGCCCGGCUACGCCUUCAACGCACCACAGUUCACUACACCAACUCGACACAUUCCAGGGACGCCAAACAACUAUAGAUUCAACCACGCAGCUCCUUUCCAAUCCCAUCCUGGACACAAGCAGGCGACAAGCUUCCCCACUGCACACCCAACGUCGCCGCAACAACAGUCCAGCAACAGCAGGACUGUGUACACAAACAGAAGUCCAGGGUACAACGGCCAGCCGUUCCAGCGAUUGCAACAGAAACCGCAAGUGAAUUAUGGCCCGGCGACGUUACAGCAGCCGCAAUCAGCCAAGCAAGUGACCGUGACCACAGCCAAUAAUAACGGCAAGGCGGCGGCGGUCUCCCUCGCCACCAAGCCGCCACUGCCUCUACUGGACGUCAACCUUUUGAAGCCGUUAACAUUUUCGAAUCCGAUUGUGCCGCAAGUUCAACAUUUCCUGCCACCAAUUACUUACAGGCUUCCUGAAACGCAAAUUGUGAAACAUAAUAAUGAGUUUGUAGUGCAAAAAACAAAGUCCUACGACACUGGUUUUAUAAAUGAUAGUCGUGAGAACGAUAGUGACUCGGAUAAAACAAAAUCAUCUACAAAACCUGCUCAAAACACAAAUAGUUACAAAACUUCGCAUAAUGUAAAACCCAGUGACACGCCAAAACAUUCGCCCGAAAAUAAGAACAAUUCGCCGAAAUUCAGGGAAACCUACAACGAACAUGUGAUCAAAUAUGACAAGAAGACGCAACAUGAACCUGAAAAUUACUCUUAUAACAAACAAGUUGAAGAUAAACCGGUACACUACAGCUUCUCUACAACUAGUAAGGAACCCAUUAAAACGGUACAUUAUGAAAAUCACAAUCAUAAUCAAAGCCCAAAGCAGCCCAUAAGGCCUGAGCAUACGCGCCAAGAUGAACGAGAAAACAAUAAUUCACAAAAUAGUUCAGAAGAAGCUUCCAGUGAAAAUGACUCCCGGGAAUCUGAUGAGUCGCAAGAGGGGGGCCCGGUUUAUCAUAACCGAGGAAGUGAAGAAGAGCGACCGAAACAAAAUUACCAAAAUAGACCUGGCCAUAAGCAACGGCAAUAUCAUUAUGCUAAUUUACGGCACGGCGGAUAUCAUACACAGAGCUCAAACCCAACAUUCCGGCCCAGCCCUGCAGACAACACACGUCAUCAUAAACUUAACCAGCUUGUACAAGACAGACCCGCCGCUAUAAUUUAUGGAACCCCCUCAAAAUCACCACAGCUUACCCAAGGACCUAAACCUCCAGUGCAAAACUUCCAUGUUCAAUCGAUCAACCCUGAAUAUUACGAGGAAAAUGUUCGCUUAGUGCCUAAACAACAAAAUAAUCCUCCUAAACAAGUUUAUCAUAGUCAACAUCCAGAUCGACCUGUUCACAUUGAAAACCAUAAUCAAAAUAUCUACCAACACCAAAAUAAACAAAAUUCACAUCAUGGUAAUAAUAACAAUAGGCAUCCAGUUUCGCAUCCGCAUCCCCCACCGCCUAAUCACCAGGAUCAUCGUAAUGUGCCAUCCCACCCAGCGGCCCAGAGUAACUUCGAGCCAUCGCCGCAUCCGCCAUCUCAAACAUACGAACCAACGCCUCAUGUAGUCGAGAAAUCACGCAAAAUCAUUAUCCAAGAGGAAACGCCUGACGAAAUGCAUUCACAUAGAGAGCAAAUGAUAGCCGAGAUGGUCAGCCAAGGAGAGAAUAAUGAGGAAGACUUUGAUGAGGCCUACAAAAAUGCUGCGUUCGGUUUUCCAGGAUAUGAUCGCGACCCGGAAGAAAUUGAAAAGGACAUUUACAAUCCGGCUAGUUACGGCGUUAACGUUAACCAUGACGAGUAUAACAUAGACAGUUCGCCUUUCGAACAGUAUCAAAAGGAAAACGAUGACUACCCUACAGAAGCUCGGUCUGGAUACAAAAAUACCGUUGACGACAUGAAAGAGGACUAUUAUUUAGACUACUCGGUAGCAAGGCCAGAGAGUCUUCUAGAUAUGCAUAAGAGCAAGGUUAAUUACUACAAAAUGUUCAAACAAGACAGGCCGACGUACUACGAGGAAGAGCCCGAGAAAAAACAAAGGUUUGAGAAGUUUGUAGUGGACCCUGGCUUGUUUGGUUACCAGCCAUCGAAGAAAGCGAAAGGUUACUUAGCCGCGCUGCAGGAGGCUCCAGAAUACGAGUAUGAUUAUGCCAAAGAAGCUCCCAAGGAGGGUUACGCCUUCCAUUCGGGUCCUAUUCGGAGGAAAACGCAGUUUGUGGAGCCGCAGUUCCAGUACGGGUUCGAGCCCAUCUCCCUGCCGUCCAUAUUGGACAGUGAGCUGUCUGCGAUGGCCUCCAACCACAGUCCCGAUAGCGAAACCCCCGGAGUGCGGAAAAAGAUUUACCAAGAAAAUUGGUACAUUAAAAAGACUAGCACGAAUGAACCCGCAAACUGAUUAAUUUAUAAUAUUUUAGUUGUUAGAUAAUGGGUCAAUAGAUAAUAAAUUAAUACUUUUAUUUGCUGUUUAAUUUGCCGUUGGCGAAUCCGUUCCGCUCUACAUGUCUAGUCGUUUUCUGUAAUUCUCCAUGAACAAUUUGUCGUGUGAUAAAAUAAUAUUGAAAGCCGGCCGAGGUGUACUUUGCACGCGACAUCAAAUUAGUUUCGGGUACUUUUUUACUCCAAGUUUCGUCCCACUAGCAAAAUUAUCGCUAAAGUACAUAUAUUUAUGU